GUCAGUUCACACGCCUGCCAUAGUCAGACGGAGAAGAGGAAGAGAGCCAGGACUACAAUGGCGAGUAGCGGCGUCGGUAGGAGUAUUUUCAGGCCGAAUCUUUUCAAAGGCAAAGUGGCAAUCGUCACCGGUGGAGCAACGGGAAUCGGAAAAGCGGUUGCAGAGGAGCUACUUUACUUAGGAUGUUCGGUGAACAUUGCGUCGAGAAACGAAGACAACUUGAAGAACGCCGUCAAAGAAUUUCAAGAAAGGUUACUACCAGAGAAUGAAAAAGAUCGUGCUACGUAUGUGCCCUGCAAUAUUCGCAAAGAGGACCAGGUGAAAACUCUUAUUCAGCACACACUGGACAAACAUGGCCGCCUCGACUUUCUUGUCAACAACGGAGGUGGCCAGUUCGUAUCAGAAGCGAAGAGCAUUUCACUCAAGGGCUGGAAUGCAGUUGUCGAAACUAACCUGACUGGAACGUUUCUCAUGUGCCAGGAAGCUUACCAGCGUUGGAUGGAGGAACACGGUGGAGCCAUUGUGAACGUGAUAAUAGAGAACUCUCGUGGAUUUCCGUUGGCAGCGCACUCAGGAGCGGCCCGAGCCGGCGUGGAGAACCUGACACGCUCGUUGUCGAUCGAAUGGGCCGCGAGUGGCGUCAGAGUCAAUGCACUCCAGCCGGGCGUUAUUUAUUCAGAGACUGCUGCAAACAAUUACCAGCAUGACUUGUUCACACUGGCUAGACCACGAAUACCGGCUAAACGGGUUGGCAUCACCCAAGAGGUGUCAUCGGCAAUUUGCUUUUUGCUGUCACCAGGAGCGUCCUAUGUGUCCGGAACUACACUAACUGUAGACGCAGCGGGCGCACUCUAUCCUUCCCUCACAUAUGACAUUCCAGAACACGACCGAUGGCCCAAACAUGACAGCUGCUCCGAGGAUGACACGGAAGCGCCAUCAAAACCGUAGCAAUCUUUCCACUGCCAUUUUUAUAUUCCAGGACACUGGCUCCUUGCAUUCCGAUUCAACGUUCAAAACUGGGC
Rhipicephalus sanguineus (brown dog tick) is the source of this 1022-nucleotide messenger RNA. RefSeq names its product peroxisomal trans-2-enoyl-CoA reductase. NCBI's taxonomy places the organism in Eukaryota, Metazoa, Arthropoda, Arachnida, Ixodida, Ixodidae. The transcript is spliced from 8 exons. The record is from RefSeq and is a predicted model, not a curated record. Gene Ontology annotation, cellular component: peroxisome. Gene Ontology annotation, biological process: phytol metabolic process. Gene Ontology annotation, molecular function: trans-2-enoyl-CoA reductase (NADPH) activity. Bases 58 to 948 code for a protein of 296 amino acids.